GUGGCGGUGGUGAGGGUUUGUGAUGGGUGAAGGGUGGCAGUUCAAAGGUUACAGUUUUGUUGUCUUUGUGUAAAGGAGUGGAGCUCGAUCUCGCAUCACUCUUCCCUCUUCCCCGAGUCCUUUUUAAACUCUCCCCCGGGUUUUUACCCUCCCGAACCUCUCCCCUUCUACCCUUACAACCCCAACCCUCCCCCCGGUCAGCCAGCAGCGCUCAAACAAGAUCCACCUCUGUGACCAAAGACCCCCAGUUCUGUACGGACCACUACUGUUGCAGUCAUGGACUCCGGAGUGAUUGAAGGCGGACUCAAUGUCACCCUUACCAUAAGGCUGCUCAUGCACGGCAAGGAGGUUGGAAGCAUAAUCGGAAAGAAAGGUGAAUCUGUGAAGAAGAUGAGAGAAGAGAGUGGCGCUCGAAUCAACAUCUCCGAAGGCAAUUGCCCUGAACGGAUCAUCACUUUGGCAGGCCCGACGACGGCCAUCUUUAAAGCGUUCUCCAUGAUCAUAGAGAAGCUGGAAGAGGAUAUCAGCAGCUCAAUGACGAACAGCACAGCCACCAGCAAGCCCCCAGUGACCCUACGCAUCGUAGUGCCUGCCAGCCAGUGUGGCUCACUCAUUGGGAAAGGUGGCUGCAAGAUCAAGGAAAUUCGAGAGUCUACCGGUGCUCAGGUACAAGUGGCAGGAGACAUGCUUCCCAACUCCACAGAGCGUGCCAUCACCAUCGCUGGAACUCCACAGUCGAUAAUUGAGUGCGUUAAGCAGAUCUGCGUGGUCAUGCUUGAGUCUCCCCCUAAGGGGGUCACCAUCCCCUACCGACCCAAGCCUUCGGGAUCACCCGUCAUCUUUGCAGGCGGACAGGCCUAUGCUGUACAAGGACAGCACGCGAUCCCACAGCCAGAUUCUUCCUCUGCUGCUAUUUCUCCACAGCUCACCAAGCUUCACCAGCUGGCUAUGCAGCAGAGCCCGUUCCCUAUUGCACCAGGCAACCAGGGAUUCACUGGGAUAGAUGCUUCUGCUCAGACCAGUUCCCAUGAGAUGACCAUUCCUAACGAUCUGAUCGGAUGCAUCAUUGGCCGCCAAGGAGCCAAGAUCAACGAGAUCCGGCAAAUGUCCGGCGCCCAGAUCAAGAUCGCAAAUCCGGUGGACGGAUCGACCGACCGGCAGGUGACCAUCACAGGCUCGCCGGCCAGCAUCAGCCUGGCGGAGUACCUCAUCAAUGCAAGUGUAGAGUCCUCUAAACCUCCUCCCUCCUCCUCCUCCUCCUCCUUGAACCCUGAACAGACCAGCUUGUGCCCUCCUUCCACCUCUACUACUACUACCACUACUACUACUACUACUACUACCACCACCACCUCCUCUGCCGCUACCUCCUCCUUCUCCUCUUCCUCCUCCUCUUCUUCCUCUUCCUCCUGUGUGGCGCCCCCUACAGCCUCCAUCCCUCUGUCCUUGUUGGCUCCAGGGCCACCUCCUUCCUCUUCCUCCUCCUCCUCUUCCUCCUCCACCGACUCCCUGCUCCCAAGCUCCCCCGCCUGUGUGUCCAGCCUCCUCAGUCUCAAGCCCCUGCCUCUCCUGGCCCUCCACGUUGUCAGUGGGGCCAGUAACGCCCCACACCCGAUCCCCGCUGAGCCCAAAGUUGCCUCUGAGCUGGGCUCCAAGUCCAAAAGGCGAAGGCUCUCCCCUUACUAAUGAAGGAAACAUAAGUCAUGUCCUCCUGAAGUGCUGACAGUGCUCUUUGUCGUCUGCACCUGCACCUGCUUUUGUAUCUGGCUGCGCCAUUUGCCUCGCUUACAGCACAAAGCAGCCCCCCUGUUACAAAGCCAGAGGUGGUUAACGCCAUAUUUAUAAAACAAAUAUCUGUAGCUUGACUCUACCUGUCUCUUUAAAAUGUGACACGUCGGGUGCGUUAUAUUUUUAAAGGACUUUGAAAUUAGCAUGGACAGGGAAUAAUUUAACCGAAUCUCUCUCUCUCUCUCUCUUUGUGUAAGCUCUGCUCAGGUAGCGGCUCCUUUUAAGAUGUCACGUUCUACUUGUGGGAUUAGUUUACUCUUAGUUAUUUUUAAAGUGACUGUUCUUAGUUUACAUAAAGGGUUGUCUCGUUGUAAAUCGUUCGCUAACGUAAGGAAAGAGAAACAAAAGCGAUUUUUAAAUCAAAGUAGAUCCUCCCUCAGGUAUCAAAGCCACAUAGUCAUGCUUUCGGUUUUGUUGAUAUUAAAAAUCGAAAAAAAUCUAAUAAUUAGACACCAAAACGACGUUGGGUAGUCCCCCUCCCAUUUCAAGAAGGGCAAAGAUGAACAAAAGCGUCCUACCUCCGGGACUUUAAAGCUUCGGCGUUUAGCUCACAAUGGAGUCCAAUGGGAGUCCCGCUCAAAGCCUUUUUGAUUGGCUGCUGUGAAAAGUUGUCGAUAUGGACUUGUACGAGAAUAAGCUGUGGCCUUUUACCUCGGCUUCUUCGUGCUCUUAAAAAGACUUAUCUCAAUUUUCAGACAUUAAAGGGGACGUGUCAUGCCUUUAAAUCCUUCCUUUUCACAUUUACAUCAUUAAGGUAUGGUCUGUAUCAAGUGGAACUGCAACAUUUUUGGUCUGAAUUCCUCGUCAUCAGCCCCCGUUCCGUCGAAAGCCCGAGGAUUUGGUUUCCCGGGGUAAAUGAAAGCGUGGUGCUUUUAAGUAGAUGCAUUUCCAUUGCAGCGGGUCAUUUAUUUAAAUCAACGUAAUGACGAAUGGGGAGGUUGUGCAGAAGGCUGCUGUUCACCUUCAGUCCAGUGGGUGGCAGUAAUGAGAAACCAUAGGCCAUUUUCUUUCUUUUACCUCUGAGGCGCGUCUGAGAGCAACUUGUUUUGGUUGCGGUCUUAAAUCUAAAUGAGGAACUUCACACCCCGCCUCCCCUUCCAGGUCGCAGAGCGUUCCACUCCACCCCUUUCGGCCAUUUUUGUUGUAUGCUGCGGCACGGCGUAAUGAAUUAUGUGGGCUAAUGCAUCCAACAACUGAACAUUUUCACUUAUCCACUCGUAGCUUCAUCAUCCUCAAACUUGGACCACAUAUUGGCAGCAAAAGUGAAAUUGUUUAGCCAUACGUCCAUGCCCUCGUUUAGCCGCACCGUAGCAAGUAUUGCGACAUAAUUGUUCAAAACGUGUUCUAGAAAACCGAACAGCUUGAAAAAUGUGACCCCAAAAAGAAUAGAAAGAUAUCUGCGCUGCUCCUGGAGAGACUACGUUCACAUUUUCUGCACUCUUAGAGACUCCAAGUACACAAGAAAUGUAUUUAAGGGCUAAAAAAAAGUAUAUUUUGCAUGAUACAUCCCCUUUAGAAAGCUUUAAAUAUGCCCAUGUUUUCCCUUUAUUGAAAAAUAUAUCUGGACCUGUCCUAAAAGUUGGUGAGCAAUUAGAGGGUUUGCUAUAACGCCCAAAAGGCUUUUCAAUUGAUUAUUCAGGAGGGUAGAAAUAGUUAUCAGCAUGGCAUUUUUUUGUUUGUUAAAAUGUAAAUAAAUACAAAUAUAUAUAAAAAAAAAAAUGUUACCCCUUGGAACAAUAUCGUCUGUUUGUGAAAUGCUUGUCUUUUCUGAUCAGAAAGCAAACUUCCUGGUUAAAUGAAUAUGACAUCAGAUUUAAGUUCCCCAGGGGUAUGAAAACCUAUGAGCCUAGCUGUCAAUCCUAUUUAACUUUUUAAAUUCUGUUAGU
Fundulus heteroclitus (mummichog) is the source of this 3671-nucleotide messenger RNA. Its product is annotated as poly(rC)-binding protein 2. Gene Ontology annotation, molecular function: single-stranded DNA binding; mRNA binding. Lineage: Eukaryota; Metazoa; Chordata; Actinopteri; Cyprinodontiformes; Fundulidae. The transcript is spliced from 13 exons. Gene Ontology annotation, cellular component: nucleus; nucleoplasm; cytoplasm. The coding region runs from base 277 to 1683 and encodes 468 amino acids. Gene Ontology annotation, biological process: regulation of RNA metabolic process; regulation of gene expression. The record is from RefSeq and is a predicted model, not a curated record.